AGUGGAAAAACCCUAAACGGCUAAACGGACGUCUCUUGAAGAACCCAUGGCUCUCCAACUCCUCUUCCAAUUCCCGCCUGAUUCCCAAUACCGCCAGAUUACUAUUUCAAAUCCUUCACUCUCUGUACAUAUUUCCAUUUGGGUUGAAGAACAAGAACCCUAGCAAUCCACCAAAACAAAAUCAGCUUUCCAUUUCAACAGCAUUUGCAGGCUAUGAGCAGACGAGGCUCAAUGAUAGUCUUUACCCAAUUAAUAACCUUUAUACCCUCCCUGAAAUCUAAUUGUGCUUACCCACCAAAGUUCUUGACGAUCUCACGUUUUCACAUAUUCAAGAAUUCUCUCGUAGAUUUCCACAGCAGCUGCAGGGGCAUCAGUAACUUUCCGCAAGAUGAUCUUGAAGGAUUAAACGAUUCAGAUUUGUCGGCCCUAGAUGAUGCAGCUUGUUCAGUUCAAGAGAAGUACAGGAAAAAACAACCUGUUUCACCUCAAGAUUUCGCCUUUUUGGAGGAUGCAGUUCAUAGCUCGUCGAGGAAGAGUUUUGAUUCGGGUAAGUUCUCUAAGGAAGCCAUACUGAUAUCAGAUGAAAUUGGAGACAAUGGAGACAAUUUUGGUGACAAAACCCAGAAAUUUCUUAGACAGUUCAGGGAGAAAUUGAAUGAUUCUUUGGUAAUUGAGGUGUUGGAACUUGUACGAAGCCCUGAAUUGGCUGUCAAGUUUUUCAUUUGGGCUGGUCGACAAAUUGGGUAUAGCCAUACAGUUCGAGUUUACCAUGCCCUGCUUGAUGGAUUGGGUUUUGAUAAGAAUACUAGAGUCCCGGAACAUUUUCUUAAAAAAAUUAGAGAGGAUGACAAAGAAGUUCUCGGUAAUUUGCUCAAUGUUUUGAUCCGAAAGUGUUGCAGAAAUGGGUUUUGGAAUGCAGCACUUGAGGAGCUCGGGAGGCUAAAGGAUUUUGGAUAUAAACCUUCAAAAUCAACAUAUAAUGCCUUAAUUCUGCUUCUUCUUAAGGCCGAUCGGUUGGAUACAGCCUAUCUUGUCCAUAGGGAGAUGGUUGACUCUGGUUUUAAUAUGGAUGGGUUCACCAUGGGUUACUUUGCUCAGUCCCUCUGCAAGGCUGGAAGGUGGAGAGAUGCUCUCAGAAUCAUUGAAGAGGAAGAAUUCGAGCCUGAUACUGUAAUUUACAAUAAAAUGAUUAGUGGGUUGUGUGAGGCUUCUCUUUUUGAGGAAGCUAUGGAUUUUUUGCAUCGCAUGAGGACCAAUUCUUGUAUCCCUAAUGUUGAAACAUUUGAAACAUUGCUUACUGGAUGUUUGAGGAAACGACAGCUGGGUAGGUGUAAGAGAAUUCUUAGCAUGAUGAUAACAGAAGGCUGUUAUCCAACUCGUUCAAUAUUUAAAUAUCUUGUUGAUGCUUAUUGCCGCUCAGGUGACUACAUCUAUGCCUAUAAGUUGCUCAAGAAGAUGGUGAAUUGUGGUUAUGUUCCAGGUUAUGUGGUAUACAAUAUCCUGAUUGGAGGUAUAUGUGGAAGGGAGGAAUUACCCAGUUCUGAUAUAUUGGAACUUGCUGAAAAAGCUUACUGUGAGAUGCUUGAUGCAGGUUUUGUGUUGAAUAAGGUAAAUGUAGGGCAUUUUUCUCGUUGUCUUUGUGAGGUUGGAAAAUUUGAGAAGGCAUUUUCCGUUAUCCGUGAAAUGAUGGCGAAGGGAUUCAUACCUGACAGUAGUACUUACUCCAAAGUGAUUGGUUUUCUCUGUCAGGCCUCCAAAGUUGAAAAGGCUAUCCUUUUAUUUGAAGAAAUGAAAAAAAAUGGUAUUGUUCCUGAUGUCUUUACUUACACUAUUCUGAUUGAUAGUUUUUGUAAAGCUGAUCUCAUUGAACCAGCUCAUAACUUAUUUGAUGAAAUGGUAAGAGAUGGUUGUGCUCCUAAUGUGGUGACAUAUACUUCACUGAUACAUGCAUAUCUUAAAGUGAGGAAAGUAUCUAAUGCGAAUGAUCUUUUUGAGAGGAUGCUAUCAGAGGGUUGGAUUCCAAACAUCAUUACGUACACAGCUCUGAUUGAUGGUCAUUGUAAGGCUGGGCACAUUGAUAGGGCUUGCCAAAUUUAUGGAAGAAUGAGGGGUAAUUCUGAUAUUCCAGAUGUAGAAAUGUACUUUAGAAGUGAUGGUAGCAAUCUCAUUAAACCGAAUGUUGUCACUUAUGGAGCUUUGGUUGAUGGUCUAUGCAAGGCCCACAAAGUGGGUGAGGCUCUUGACUUACUAGAAGCAAUGUCAAAGGCAGGUUGUGAGCCUAAUCAAAUUGUAUAUGAUGCUCUUAUUGAUGGCUUUUGCAAGGUUGGGAAGCUAGAUGAAGCACAAGAGAUCUUUACAAAGAUGUCAGAAAAUGGGUACAGUCCAAAUGUUUACACUUAUAGCUCUCUAAUUGAUAGGUUAUUUAAGGAUAAACGACUAGAUCUUGCCUUGAAGGUCUUAUCUAAGAUGCUAGAAAAUGCCUGUCCUCCAAAUGUGGUUACCUACACAGAAAUGAUUGAUGGUCUUUGUAAAGUUGGGAAGGCCGAUGAGGCUUAUAAACUUCUGGUGAUGAUGGAAGAGAAGGGUUGUUGUCCCAACGUUGUGAGUUAUACUGCAAUGAUAGAUGGCUUUGGCAAAGUGGGUAAAGUUAACAUGUGCCUUGAAGUCUUGAGACAGAUGGUUGCUAAGGGUUGUGCUCCAAACUUUGUCACAUAUAGUGUGUUGAUAAAACAUUGUUGUCUGGCAGGUCUUUUGGAUGAAGCUCACAAACUUCUAGAGGAGAUGAAACAAACCUAUUGGCCAAGAUAUGUAACAGGCUAUCGCAAAGUCAUUGAAGGGUUCAGCAGAGAGUUUAUAGCCUCACUUGGCCUCCUAAAUGAGAUUACAGAGGGCAAUACAAUGCCAAUUGCUCCAACUUACAGAAUUUUGAUUGAUAGCUUUUGUAAGGCAGGGAGAUUAGAGGUAGCGUUGGAAUUAUAUGAAGAGAUGCUGACAUCUUCAGUAUUUUCAUAUGCUGACAGGAACACUUAUUCUUCUUUGAUAGAGUGCCUCUCCCUUGCGUCGAAGGUUGAGAAAGCUUUUGAAUUGUAUGCAGAUAUGACAAGGAGAGGUCACAUUCCAGAUAUAAGUGUCUUCUUUUUCCUUAUUAAGGGUCUCGUUAAGGUUAACAAGUGGGAUGAAGCACUUCAACUUUCUGAUAGCAUAUAUCACAUGGACAUCUAUUGGCAUCCUAGGGAAGGGACUAUUAACCAGAGCUAGUUAAUUUCUGCAUCUGGUUCAUUCACUAUGACCAUCAGAGGAGCUACAUGAGAAAUGAAUGUGGUGGUCCUGGUUUGGUACCUGCCGUUGAGGUAGGCAGCUUUAGUCAAGUGAAGAAACAUGAACUUGCAAAGUGGUUCUCCAGCUAUGAUCUAUCAUAUUCUUUUUCAACCACAUUUCAAGAAGAUAUUGAAAAGCUGUGGCAUCUAGUGUUAUUUUUCAGCCUGUAGAAGUGAAGCUCUGUUCUGGUGAUUGUUGCAACCACUAAAUCUGAUGUGCAGCUCAACAUUAGCAUGGGGGCUGCUGGAACUGAUUUUAUUCUGUGCUCCUAAAUUCUUGUAGGAAGGCUUUCAUCGGUAUCUUUGAUAGACAUGGAGGUGCAAAAGCUGAAGAUUUAGCAGCAGAGAACAUGAAUAAGAAUAUCAUGAGUGAAUUGACAAAGAGAGGAAGAAACAAGAUUGAAGAUGCUGUUAAAAAUGGGUACCGCACAAUAGACUGAGUUUCUGAAAGAGGAUCUCCGUGGUGGAAUUUGCUAUGUUAGGCAUUGAUCACGAAAGGGGAUCUCAUGGUCUCUAAUGUUGGUGAUUUUUGUGCUGUUAUGACUUAUGAGCAAAGGAGGAAUCCUGAAAGCCCUCACCUCGGAUCAAGGUCCUUCAAGGGAUCAUGAAAAAGACAGAAUUGAGGCCCUGCAACCUGAAAGACAAAGACAUUGAAGGAGGAGGAGACCCUACAAGAUGAAGCUAGAGAUAUGGGUCAGAGUAAGAUGAAGAAGCAGUGAUCUUGCAUAAGAGAGAAUGGUGGUGGUAAUACAGGAUAGCUUGCAACUGCAACGGCACAAAAUAUUGUCCUUCUUGUUCUUGUUCUGGCUUCAUUGCUUGCCUUUCUACCUUUUGUUGAUGAUAGAUUAAGGUUUUUAAAGGGGCUUGGUUAAAGACUUGAAGGGUCUGAAUUAAUGGCUGCAACUCAUAAAAAACAGGUCAAGAAGAAGAAGAAGCAGAGAGCAGUGGAAAUUUUAUAUGAUUACCCUUGAUAGCAAUAGAGGUUGCUGAUGUUGGCAAUGGGAAGCUUAGAAGUUCAAUAACUUAUUUGCCCAUAUUUUGAACAACUAUCCUAUUAUGUAUGGAAGGGUAUUUGAAAGAUUAUAAAAUGGGUUACAAGGUCUUUUGUAACCAGGCAAGAAAAGACCAUGCUUUGUUUGUAGGACAAGUGUAAGAUUAGGACAGAUGGAGAGAAUGUGAGACUCAUACAGGCAAAGCAUGUUGUGGCAUCAAGAGCUUUCUUCCUCAUUUCUCUAUUGAUGAUAUAAGUUGGGAUGCUCAAGAAAAGCCUCGGUUCAGGUUUAGCUGAGGAUGGUCUGUUGUUGGGGUUUUCCUAUCUGCUGAAAGCCAUGCCGAACGUGGAUAGGAUAUCCAUUGGCAUCAUUGAGAAGGAAAUUUCAACAGAAGCAUCCGCUUUGUGGCUGUACAGCAUUUUUCGGGGGAGCCUGAGAUAUGGUAAUGGCAUAUUGAUUCCUAGUUUGCUAUCCACUGAAGAAUCAGGUAUAUUGAUGUGGAAUCAAUGCUUUACAUUUGUAGUUGAAAUGUCCAAAUGUUAAACUGUAACUUUAGGAUGAGUUGGAUUGCACAAGGAUAGUCAAUUCAAUGAUUUUCCGGAUCAUAAAUGAGGAAAGAUCAAUUAGUUUUAGUCCAGAUAGUAGAGUCCUUGUGCUGGCUUCAAUAUGGUUUCCUGUCAUCACAUGAUUUGGCAUAAAUGAGAUGUAUUUUCUGUGAUAAAAUACAGUUAGCCCAUCCAAAUAGAUUAAUGUUCUUAUAA
This is a messenger RNA of Macadamia integrifolia, 5070 nucleotides long. RefSeq names its product pentatricopeptide repeat-containing protein At1g06710, mitochondrial. The transcript has 7 exons. The record is from RefSeq and is a predicted model, not a curated record. Gene Ontology annotation, molecular function: protein binding. Lineage: Eukaryota; Viridiplantae; Streptophyta; Magnoliopsida; Proteales; Proteaceae. Bases 214 to 3258 code for a protein of 1014 amino acids.